GCACUAUGGGACAAUGCAGGGAAUCAAAAUGGUAGCCCCCCAACCAUCCAACGCUCCUUCUGGCCACUAUUUCUGGCCAGUGAAUUAGCUAGGGUUGUGCAGUCAAACCGGCAGCACAUCCCAUGAUGUUUUUGAUGUUUUUGUGAUUAUUCAUCUGACCUGUAGCUUAGACCCUUCUAAACAUCUUUCCUGGGGAGUGCUUUUGUAGGGUGUUUUUUCCCCCCCAGUAAUGAUGGCACAAUGUGUCUGUUUUAUCAGGCGGUGGGACGUCCUGGGCACCCGGAUCAUCGUUGGAGCCCCACCAUGGAAGUCCCUCAGCACUUACAAGUGAGCAAACACUUGCCGUCCUCUGUGGCAACAGAUGAAGCCAAUGAUCUAGAGGAGCUGGAAAAAUUUGCCAAGACUUUCAAACAGAGGAGAAUCAAACUUGGGUUCACUCAGGGCGAUGUGGGGCUGGCCAUGGGGAAGCUCUAUGGGAAUGACUUCAGCCAAACCACCAUUUCCCGCUUUGAGGCCCUCAAUCUGAGCUUCAAGAAUAUGUGCAAGCUGAAACCGCUGCUGGAGAAGUGGCUGAGCGAUGCAGAAGCUUCCCCUUUGGACUCUUCCGUGAGCACACCCAGUUCCUACCCAUCUGUGAGCGAGAUGUUUGGUCGCAAGAGAAAGAAACGCACCAGCAUCGAGACCAACAUUCGCUCCACGCUGGAGAAACGGUUCCAAGACAACCCCAAGCCCAGCUCAGAGGAGAUCUCCAUGAUUGCAGAACAGUUGUCCAUGGAGAAGGAAGUGGUCCGGGUUUGGUUCUGCAACCGGCGCCAGAAAGAGAAGCGCAUCAGCUGCCCGAUGCCCUCCCCUAUCAAAUCACCCCUCUACAACUCCAGACUGGUCUCUACCUCAGGAUCCUUGGGUCCCCUCUCUGUCACUCCUGUUCACAGCACCAUGCAUGGGGCAGUGACAUCAUCAUGCUCUCCGGGGAACUCCAGCCGGCCCUCGUCUCCUGGCACGGGACUCCACGCCAGCAGCCCCGGCAUGUCCCAGAGCAACUCCAAAGCAGCCAUCAACUCCUCCAGCUUCAACUCUUCUGGAUCCUGGUACCGAUGGAACCAGCCCACCUACCUCCACUGAAGCCCCAUUCCCCAAAGAGCAGCCGACUCUGCAGAAAAAGAAAAGGAGCCUGAACUUUUGUGCUAUGGACCCGCUUCUUAGGGAACAGUGGCUCAGUCAAAUGCACGGCCCACAUGCCACAACCGGUCUCCCUUCAACCUCACUUGAUGGCAGCAACUCUGCAAGCAGAACUGUCAAAGAGACUAAAACGGUGACACGUGGCAACGGUGCGUGCGCAUGGCAUAAGCCAUUCGCAUCAUGUCAUCCUCAGGCACUUCUGCAUGCGGUUGCCUAAACCUUUUGCUCUGUAACUGAUGCCUGGCGAUCUUCGACGGGGAAGUGGUUCUGUCUUCUCUCUCUAGUUUGUAAAUGCUUUUUGUUGGAAGGCAACUGUGAAGACGCAUCCAUUCUCCCAUCUAAACCGAAAGAUGCAUCCGCGGAGAUCCCCACCCCCUAAGCUAAGCCAAGGCUGUCAAAUUAGAUUUCCUGAAGGUUUCAAUCAGGAUUGGCACUUUCAGUGUCCUGCAGGUGGUGCUCUGGAGCAAGGUAGCUAUGCUUGGAUUGCCUGUGAGCGAUGCAUUCGCUCAAAAUUGUGGGAACGUUUAGGUGAUCUGGAUGCAUCCAGGUUUUGAUCUCCAGACUCUUUGUGCUGGGGACCUGGGGACCCCAUAGCUUCUGGGGAGCAAGAUAGACAUGGAAUUGACAUGCAUCUAAUUGUUCAAGAGUGAGGCUGCCUGGGCCGACCCUAUCGUUGGGCAGAGUGAGGUUGUACACAUGUAGUUAGUCUCCAUUGUACCCCCUAAGCUAACCAGCUGCCCUCAGCGGCAAUGGAGGGUGAUAGCUCCUUUGCUGACAUUGAAGCAAAACACAGCUACCGAUCUGGUUGGCUUCAGUGAAUGACAUGGGGAGGGUACCAUCUGGGCCUGCAUCUCAGGUAGCAAAAUAUCUUGGGCCAACCUUGGAUGGUAUAUUCACCAAAUGGGCACUUUUUCACCCAACUUGCCUAUCUAUAGACACUUGCUUCUCCAAUAUUUGGGAGGUUGUGCUUUAGAAUUGCCAAUGCCUGUGACAGAUGUGUUAAUUUUUUAAAAAAUAUAUAUUUUUUAAAUGGUCUCUCAUGAGGAUCUCUGAUUAUACAAGUCAGGCAUUUUUCCCCACACAUGGUGGCUCAAGCUGUACCUUGAAAAGUCCAGAUUUGCCCAGGUGUCUACUGGACAAAUGCCUUGAUGAGUUAAUACAUUUCAUCUUCACAAACUUAAAAAUCUCAAGCAGUUUUGAAACCAUUUUACAAGUUCUUUUUAAAAAUAAAAUAAGCACACAUAUCUAGUCAUGUAGACACCUCCCUUUUUUCAUUCAAGUGAAACAUUUUGGUGGGGAAGAUUGACUGGACAAAACUGCUUGUGAGCCGGUCUAAGUCAAUUCCACCACUCCCUUGAUCUGAAUGUGACUAGGAGGGGCAACAGUAAAUAGAAAACACGGAAAUAGGUUGAAUAGCCUCUAACCCCUGGAGUUUGGCUACACACACUUACAUGCUAAGUUGCUGGGGUGGGGAAGAAAUUUGAUUCUGUUUGCAUCCAGAGGCAAACCUACCUGACUGAACUUUCCAAAAUGAUGCACAAACUGAAGAACAGCCAUCAUUCAAAAUUCUCAGUUUCCAAAUUUUGCAGUGGAGUUCUCCAGCCAAGUAAUGUGUAGAGACUAGGGCAAAGCAUGCAUAAAAAUGCAUGAAGAUAACCUACAAA
Molecule: messenger RNA, 2843 nt
Organism: Podarcis muralis (Common wall lizard)
Lineage: Eukaryota; Metazoa; Chordata; Lepidosauria; Squamata; Lacertidae
Source: RefSeq, a predicted model, not a curated record